Molecule: messenger RNA, 1584 nt
Organism: Aspergillus mulundensis
Lineage: Eukaryota; Fungi; Ascomycota; Eurotiomycetes; Eurotiales; Aspergillaceae
Gene: clrD
Product: histone-lysine N-methyltransferase Clr4
Exons: 3
Coding region: 1-1584 (527 amino acids)
Cellular component (GO): nucleus
Molecular function (GO): histone methyltransferase activity; protein binding; zinc ion binding
Source: RefSeq, a predicted model, not a curated record
AUGCUAAUUGACCUCACUCUGGACUCAGAUUCCGAGGAUCACCCUCGGCCCCUUCUCAAGAGUCUUAAUGGUCACCAGGCACUGGCGCAGCGCACUCUUCCUUUCUCUCCUAGCACUAAGAACUCUACUAUCCCUCUGAAGAGAAAGUCAGAUGUAGAGGAUCUCGCUGAUACCACUUCGGAGUCUUCAUACAAGAGUGCGGUUGCGCAGCCAGCCCCCCAGACUAGCGUCACCAGUUUUGCUGCUUUCAAUCAAGAUGACUCCUAUGAGAACCUGGUCAAGUCAUUCAAGCAGAGAGCCCCAGGCCCUGCUCCCCAGGGAGGGCAGGCACCCCAAUUGGGCACAUUUCCAGGCUCGCGCAAAAGCUCACGUACAGGCUCAACCCCUCGCUCUGGCUCCCAUUCAGCCCCAUAUACACCAAGCCCGGCACCGGAGGCCAUUAAAGUGGUCAUCCCGUCACCAUCAGCGCAGCUGAAAAGAGAAAUCAAUUCUGCCGAGCUGAUCUCCGAGUCAGAGCUUAAUUCUGGUACUGAGAUGACUGGAAUGUCUGAAAAGUACUACCCUACAGACGCCCAUGAACAACGUGCAAUGAACGGGGCUUAUCCGGCUGCCCGCAAGACCAACCGCGCUGUUGUCCCUUUGGUUAUUGGUACCCCAGGCCCCUUUCUCACAGAGAAACACAGACGGCCUGUCAUAGACCUUCUAUGCAAGAAUCUCAGGAAGAAACUAUCUUCUAUCAGGGGCCCCACCGUAUCUGUGACAAAAGGGGACGAGAAGCGCCUGGCAGAAACAACAUCCAGCUUUGAGUUUAUUAAUGAGUACAAAAUCCGCGAGGGCGUUGCCUCUAUUGGCAAGGAAUUCCAGUCUGGCUGCAGUUGUAACACCAUCUGUCUGCCUGAUAAAUGCCAGUGCCUUGCGCAGGAAGAGGAUUCGGAUGAGCGGAUCAUUGCAUACAAACGCGCCCCUGACAAUGACCGGUUCAUGGUUCUGCGGCCGGAAUUCAUGAAGAGGACCUCUAUGAUUUUUGAGUGUAAUUCGCUUUGUGGAUGUGAGAAGAAAUGCUGGAACCGCGUUAUUCAGCUUGGAAGGACUAUUCGGUUUGAGAUCUUCUAUACGGGGACGAGGGGUUUCGGCCUCCGCUCCCCCGACCACAUCCGCGCGGGCCAAUUCAUAGACCUAUAUCUAGGCGAGGUCAUCACAACCGAAAAGGCAGACCAGCGCGAGAAAAUCGCCAACGCGCGCAAUGCCCCCUCGUACCUUUUCAACCUUGACUUCCUAAUCGACGACGAUUCCAGCUACGUCGUCGACGGGGCAAACUACGGCGGCGCCACUCGCUUUAUCAACCACUCCUGCAACCCUAACUGCCGCAUGUUUGCGGUAUCACGCACCCAAGGCGACGACUACCUCUAUGAUUUGGCAUUCUUUGCCCUAAGGGAAAUCAAGCCAGGUACAGAGUUAACAUUCGAUUAUAACCCGAAAAUGGAGCGAGUCGACAAGCCCGAUCCGAACGCUGUGCCUUGUCUUUGUGGCGAGCCGAACUGCCGCGGCCAGCUGUGGGCUAAUGAGAGGAAGAAGGCGAGAUAG